AUGGACUCAGAAGGGGAUGCUUCUCCAACGUGGAGGCGUGAGGAAGGUCAUGAGCCGGAGUCGCUCCAACCAACAAGCCAACGUCGUCAAGCCACAGUGUUUGAUGCUGUUGCAGGAAAAUUGACCAACAGACAUGGUCGCCUGGAAGGUAAUGCUCCGGCCAACCAAGCACUUUACUCUACUAAAGAGGUGCCCUUCGGCCCAGACGAGGUCCUCUUCCGGCGAAAAGAGGCACCCCAGCGUUAUGAAGAGUAUGAUAUCUACAAGUCCCAUGUGAGAGAUCUCCCGCGAGCUGGCCAAGGUGUUCUGCCCGAGAGCGACCUGCUCAAGGCCAUCCACUCGUAUACCAGCCGCUGCUAUGGUAGUCUACAUCGCCAAGCACCAGAAGAGGAUACCCUGGACGUCAAUGAGCGCAGUAUGGACGAGACGGCCCUUCUUGCAUUCGGAAUUUUGCUCGAAGAAGCUAGCCGAGAGGUACUUGGUCGUCAUGGAGAUCUCGUGUUCACAGAGGGCUUAGAUGGAGGCGAAGGUGCUACCCCCAAUGAAGCGGCGACAAGGCGAUUCAUGGCACCUUCAGGAGCUGAAGACCAAGAAUCAGGGGCGAGGGCUCCAUCUCGCAAGAGGAGAAGGGUGGCAAAAGGUGAAGAUGCUCAUGACAUGUGA
Molecule: messenger RNA, 663 nt
Organism: Clonostachys solani
Lineage: Eukaryota; Fungi; Ascomycota; Sordariomycetes; Hypocreales; Bionectriaceae
Source: the annotation of a GenBank genome assembly